GUGGUCUUAUGUCGUAGUGUCGUUGUGUUUUCUAUCGCAUAUGUAAAUUGACGCUAUGAAAUGGUUUCGACGAGUGACACAUGAUAGCUAUAGUAUUAGAUAUAUCUUCUAUAUUAUAAGGAUGGGAUAUUCAUAAUGCCACCGGCGGAAUUGUUUUCCACAGCACUCUUCAUUUUUAUGAAUUUUUACCGGCUUUUUUGCGGCGAAUGCCGAACUGAACCGACGGGCACCCGACGACACAGUGGAGAAGCCUGUAUACAAGGGACGCUCGACAAAUUCUAUCUAAAGCCCUACGGAGGGACAUUAAGCGGAAAGAAAUAGAUUGUAUUUUGUUUUAUAAGCAUGGUUGGGUUGUAGAUGGGGUUUUUUCGUAUUAUAGGGUCCUG
Acanthoscelides obtectus is the source of this 386-nucleotide messenger RNA. The record is from the annotation of a GenBank genome assembly. NCBI's taxonomy places the organism in Eukaryota, Metazoa, Arthropoda, Insecta, Coleoptera, Chrysomelidae.